CGCCUUAGCCCUCCGGGCCACGGGCCUCUCCGGGCGGGCGCCCAGGGUGGCGGCGCCUGCGGCCGAGCGCCGGGAGCAGGUAGUGUUGGUGCUUCUUUUCAGUGCCAGUCCAUCCAUCACGACCACAUUUGUCAUGAUGACAGUGACAAGAUAUCUCCCGGGGCCAAUUCAGCACCUCUACCUGGCCAUCCUAACAAGGUGAUUUGUGAAAGGGUGAGACUUCAGAGCCUGUUCCCUCUCCUCCCAAGUGAUCAGAACACUACCGUUCAAGAGGAUGCUCACUUCAAAGCUUUCUUCCAGAGUGAAGAUAGUCCAAGUCCCAAGAGACAGCGCCUCUCUCAUUCAGUCUUUGAUUAUACAUCAGCAUCACCAGCUCCCUCACCACCAAUGCGACCAUGGGAGAUGACAUCAAAUAGGCAGCCCCCUUCAGUUCGACCAAGCCAACAUCACUUCUCAGGGGAACGAUGCAACACACCUGCACGCAACAGAAGAAGUCCUCCUGUCAGGCGCCAGAGAGGAAGAAGGGAUCGUCUGUCUCGACAUAAUUCCAUUAGUCAAGAUGAAAAUUAUCACCAUCUCCCUUAUGCACAGCAGCAAGCAAUAGAGGAACCUCGAGCCUUCCACCCUCCGAAUGUAUCUCCCCGUCUAUUACACCCUGCUGCUCAUCCACCCCAGCAGAAUGCAGUAAUGGUUGACAUACAUGAUCAGCUCCAUCAGGGCACCGUUCCUGUUUCUUACACAGUAACAACAGUGGCACCACAUGGGAUUCCCCUCUGCACAGGCCAGCACAUCCCUGCUUGCAGUACACAACAGGUCCCAGGAUGCUCUGUGGUUUUCAGUGGACAGCACCUCCCUGUCUGUAGCGUGCCUCCUCCAAUGCUUCAAGCAUGUUCAGUUCAGCACUUACCAGUACCAUACGCUGCGUUUCCACCCCUUAUUUCUAGCGAUCCAUUUCUUUUACAUCCUCCUCACCUUUCUCCCCAUCAUCCUCCUCAUUUGCCACCUCCAGGCCAGUUUGUCCCUUUUCAAACACAGCAGUCACGAUCGCCUCUGCAAAGGAUAGAAAAUGAAGUGGAACUCUUAGGAGAACAUCUUCCUGUAGGAGGUUUUACUUACCCGCCAUCGGCUCAUCCCCCAACAUUGCCUCCAUCAGCUCCUUUGCAGUUCUUAACACAUGAUCCUUUGCAUCAGGAGGUUUCCUUUGGAGUAUCUUAUCCUCCAUUUAUGCCUCGGAGGCUCACAGGACGUAGUAGAUAUCGAUCCCAGCAACCUAUACCACCUCCCCCUUAUCAUCCCAGCUUACUGCCAUAUGUGUUAUCAAUGCUUCCAGUGCCACCUGCAGUGGGCCCAACUUUCAGUUUUGAAUUGGAUGUGGAAGAUGGAGAAGUAGAAAAUUACGAGGCCCUGUUAAACCUAGCAGAGCGACUGGGAGAGGCCAAGCCUCGAGGACUGACUAAAGCAGAUAUUGAACAACUUCCUUCUUACAGGUUCAAUCCUAACAACCACCAGUCAGAACAGACUUUGUGUGUAGUAUGCAUGUGUGAUUUUGAGUCAAGGCAGCUACUUAGAGUUUUACCCUGUAACCACGAGUUCCAUGCCAAGUGUGUCGACAAAUGGCUUAAGGCAAAUCGUACUUGCCCAAUCUGCCGAGCUGAUGCUUCAGAAGUGCAUCGGGAUUCAGAAUGACCAACCUAAGAGCACAAAUUUAAUUUGGGUGUUCCUCAUCACAUGUAUAUAUGGACUAUCCAUUGAACUUAAUCUGUGUGGCUUCCAGCCCUCCCUUUACGAAAAGGGUCAAUGGACCUUUCUUUGCACUGUGUGACUUAAUCAACUAUAAAAGCUUACAAUUAGUCUUCACAA
Messenger RNA from Kogia breviceps (pygmy sperm whale), 1860 nucleotides. It is a transcript of the gene RNF38, whose product is annotated as ring finger protein 38. NCBI's taxonomy places the organism in Eukaryota, Metazoa, Chordata, Mammalia, Artiodactyla, Physeteridae. The record is from RefSeq and is a predicted model, not a curated record. Gene Ontology annotation, molecular function: ubiquitin protein ligase activity. Gene Ontology annotation, biological process: protein ubiquitination.